Messenger RNA from Pezoporus flaviventris, 2070 nucleotides. It is a transcript of the gene CTSC, whose product is annotated as cathepsin C. The transcript has 7 exons. Gene Ontology annotation, molecular function: cysteine-type endopeptidase activity. Gene Ontology annotation, cellular component: lysosome. Lineage: Eukaryota; Metazoa; Chordata; Aves; Psittaciformes; Psittacidae. The coding region runs from base 60 to 1445 and encodes 461 amino acids. The record is from RefSeq and is a predicted model, not a curated record.
GCGGCGUGGCCGCGGCGGCUGGGCCCAUUUCGGCGGCGGAGGGCGGUGGGAGUAGCGCCAUGGUGGGGCGGGCGCUAUGGGCCUCGGGGCUGGUGCUGCUGGCGGUGCUGCCCGCGGCGCUGCGGGCCGACACGCCGGCCAACUGCUCCUUCGCCGACCUGCUGGGCGCCUGGGAGCUGCGUGUGUGGCGGGGCGGCGGCCGCCACGGCAACUGCUCGCAGGCGGGGCCUGUGGAAAGAAAGGUGCUUGUGAACUUUCAGAAGUUAGAUGUGGCUCAGGAUAGUCUGGGCAACUAUGGUUUCUUCACUCUGAUUUACAAUCAAGGCUUUGAAAUGGUGUUAAAUGACUACAAGUGGUUUGCAUUUUUUAAGUACAAAAAGGAAGGACAGAAUGUAACCAGCUACUGCAAUGAGACUCUGCCAGGAUGGGUACAUGAUGUACUUGGCCACAACUGGGCUUGUUUCACUGGACAGAAGAUUUCUUCAUCUCCCUCAGAUGUUCACAUAAACGAGCUACCUCUCCAGAAACCCAGGAGAAGACUUUCAAGCAGACCUUUUGUGCACAACUUUGACUUCGUAAAUGCUAUUAAUGCUCAGCAGAAGUCCUGGAGAGCAGCAAGAUACAAGGAGUAUGAACACUUUUCCCUGGAAGACCUAACUAGAAGAGCUGGAGGUGUCUAUUCCAGAGCUCCAAGACCAAAGCCUGCACCUCUAACACCCGAGUUACUCAAAAAAGUUUCAAUCUUGCCAGAAUCCUGGGACUGGAGAAAUGUGAAUGGUGUCAAUUAUGUCAGUCCUGUUCGGAAUCAAGGUGCCUGUGGUAGCUGUUACGCAUUUUCCUCCAUGGGCAUGCUGGAAGCAAGAGUACGUAUCCUCACAAACAACACUCAGAAACCGAUCUUUAGUCCACAGCAGGUUGUGUCUUGCAGCCAGUAUUCUCAGGGUUGCGAUGGUGGCUUCCCAUACCUCAUUGCUGGCAAGUACGUCCAAGACUUUGGUGUGGUGGAAGAGGACUGCUUCCCUUACACGGCCCAAGAUUCUCCUUGCACUUUCAAGCGCAGCUGUUACCACUACUACACGUCUGAGUACCACUAUGUUGGUGGUUUCUAUGGAGGAUGCAAUGAAGCCCUGAUGAAACUUGAGCUUGUUCUGCAUGGGCCAAUGGCUGUUGCCUUUGAGGUUUAUAAUGAUUUCAUGCUUUAUAAAGAGGGGAUCUACCAUCACACUGGGCUUCAGGAUCGCUUCAAUCCUUUUGAAUUGACCAAUCAUGCUGUCUUGCUGGUGGGCUAUGGUACAGAGCCAGGAAGUGGUGAGAAGUUCUGGAUUGUUAAGAACAGCUGGGGCACCUCAUGGGGAGAAGAUGGUUACUUCAGAAUCCGCCGUGGCACUGAUGAAUGUGCAAUUGAAAGCAUUGCAGUGGCUGCAACUCCUAUUGCAAAAUUAUAAAUGCAGUGCCUUGUCCCCAGUCGUAAGAGUAUACUGAUUGAUAGGAACUGUGGUUAAAAUCUGGCUCCUUACUGGAGCAGGGGAGCUUUAAUGGUGUUUUCAGGACUAGAGCAGACAGUUUUCCUAGGUGAGAGGAUGAACACUGUAAGCUCUGCUCUGUGCACUCACGGCUUCCUCUUAAGUCUGACAGUAGAUCACCUAGAAUGCAGCGACUGUUUUGGUAACAGUGGUCAUAGUUCAUCACUGGAUAUACAUCUUCAGUCACCGGUUGUGUUUUCUUCCUUGGUCAGUCUUGAACUUCAGAGCUCAGAGGGAAGCAUCUGCUGUGAUAAUCGCUAACUACUUUGAAAGGACAUUGUAGUGCCUUACUUCUCAAAAAUCAGGAAAUCACUGCAAUUUAGAACCUGUGUUUUGGGGAGGGAAUGGGCAAUUACACUGAUUAAAAGGAGAUUUUAAAGCUUUAAGUGUCUUGCAAAAACUGCAUGUCAAACCCUUAUGGCAAUGAAAAUCAAUUCUACAUUUCAGGCUGUUACUGAAUGUUCCAGUUCUGGAUUUUAUUGCUGUGCUUUCCAGUUGAUCAUCUCAGAGUUCAAUAAAAAUUACCCCACUCCUAGAGGAGCUUGUA